AUGCAGGUCUUGUAUUUGAGAUUCAUUUCUUCAAUCUUUCUGCUUCUUACCUGCAUUUCCCAUGUCAGCUCCUCUCCAUUGCUAGACGAGCGGGCCACUUCUCCUCAAUGCUCGAUAACCAAUAUCGCCAUCGUACGCCGAACGGUGCUCGAUGAGUCCUACUUUUGUAGAUGGUGGCUCUCGGACGCUCGUACGAAGUCACCGUUCAUGGAGUUCACACCAGAUCAAGUCACUGCGCUAUGCAAAUGCAUCACGACAGUGAGCUCCAAGCCGAAGCGUGAUGACGAUACUUUUGACGAGCAACGACUUGAAAAGAGACAGACACAAGCUUCAUGCAAUGCUGAAGUGAGCAUCCAAUUCACCCAACCGUGGCGUUUCUGCACAUUUUACAAUGGCUUCACGAGGAAGACUUCGCCUUUCCAAAAAUAUAGUGCGACUCAGCUCGUCGAUCUGUGCAGUUGUGCUCUGCGUCCUGCAAUAUCUUCAACAAAGAGAUUGUCUUCUACACUGAAGGUCACAUCGAGCAAAACACCUUCAUCCCUGAAGACUUCUUCUUCCACCAGAAGGACAUCGUCUUUGCCCAAGACAACAUCAACCCGACGAACUUCAUCCCCCCAGAAGACCUCAUCCACGCCAAGAAUUUCCUCCAUCAAAGCAUCCUCAAGCGUGAGGGUAACAGUGUCCAGCUUGAAGACUGUCUCAACUUCGAGGACGUUGACUAGCUCCAAGCUGUCUUCGAGUAGUGGGAAACUGUCCAGCUCCAAGACACAGCCCGCAUCAUCGAAGCCUCCCUUUCCCACCUCUCGGAGUUCCUGUUUUACACCUCCUGCGAAAACAGUCACCUCGCGUGUGACACCAACCACUGUCAUACAUCUGACUUCAACGACUCUUAGCAGACCUUCUGUCUCAACAAACGUGCGUUACAUAACGACGACUCUGUCAUUGACAGAUACGGUACAAAAGACCCAGAAGUCUUUGAUGUUUGAAACUGAGUCUGUUUUCGGAGGCUAUCAGGGUAUCCUUGAGACUUCCACCGUCCAAGAUAUCUCCACCGUCAUUAAAGUGGCGACGGAGACCUUCACAGCGACGACACCUGUCCAUAUGUUCUCUACAAAGCCAGCAGUCGUAGUAUCUACAACAUCAACGACUUCCCUAGCAUCAAACUCGUCAUUGGCAGAAGCAAUUGAUCCUACAGAUUCGUCAACAAUUGUGGCACCAUCAUCAGGCGACCAAAGUCCUCAAUCAGGAAACAGCACAAAAGCUGCACUACGUGUCAGGGCUGAUUUAACCGUAUGUUCUGGUAGGCAGGAGACAAAGACCGUCUUUUUGCAUGCCCCAGCCAUUACCGCAUUGUCUACUGUCACAAUCACGCCCAAGGUGUCCAUAUUGUCGCGGACCAGCUUCGUCACAGUCACUUCCAGAGUCAAGACCACUCGGACUAUCUCAUCUGGCUCCACGACUACCACCAUAUCUUUGACGGAAGAUCCAUACACAUAUACAUACUACACCUACAAGUUUGUUCCCACUACCCUGACCACUACGGCGACUAAAACUAUCACUGUCAACACGGGACCAACGCAAUGGUGCGAGAUGCGCUUGAGGGUUCAAGGCAGCGAUAUUGACGGAGCGCAUGUCUUCAUGGACAAUGCAAAUUUUCACACCGACCCUAACGGACAGGCGACCGUUUUCGGAUUGCGAGAUGACGGCAAAGUUCUACCGCUCGCCAACGCACUCCCUCAAAUCCUGGGCCAUGGAGAGGUGUUGUAUAUGUCGCAAGGCCAUAUGUUUCCUGCGCUGCCAAACGACCCUCGAUUCAACUACAUGACCUGUCAAGUGGACAUUGACAGUCUCGAGUUCACCUGCACGAACCCAGAGCGCGGCAAUGUGUGCAGCUGGUCCAACUUCCAGAAUGGCUUGAUACUGUGCGGCGAUGCCUCUCGUUUUGACGGCUACGGCACGAGCCAAUUUAAGCUCGUUGCAGAACCCGUCAACUGUGUAUCUUAG
Messenger RNA from Aureobasidium subglaciale EXF-2481, 2004 nucleotides. RefSeq lists its product as uncharacterized. The transcript is spliced from 3 exons. Lineage: Eukaryota; Fungi; Ascomycota; Dothideomycetes; Dothideales; Saccotheciaceae. Bases 1 to 2004 code for a protein of 667 amino acids. The record is from RefSeq and is a predicted model, not a curated record.